AUGGGCUCCAUUGGCGAACCAAACGGCCAUGUCGAAUUACCGGACAAGGAGUCCUCAGCGAUCCAACUCGUGAUAGCAACCCCGGAUGAGUACAGGACUCAGCAGGAAGCGAACAGCACAGAAUGGCGUGGCGCCCUGUCACUGGAGGCUUAUCUGCGACGUGAAGUCCAUCUCGCGAACACUUCUUUGACGGAGGACGGCGGCUUGACUUGCUGGGCGUUGGUCUAUCAGCCUUCUGCAGACCGAAAGCGACAAGUGCUUUGCGGCUGCGAGACGAUCCGAAAGAAAGCUCUGGUCUCGCAAAAUGGCAAGGUGGAGGAAACAACAGCUCAUGGCGUAGGGAGCGUGUUCUGCCCACCUGCACAUCGGGGGAAGGGGUACGCUGGACGGAUGAUGGCUGAUCUGGGAAAGCGAUUGCAGAGUUGGCAAGCAGAGGAGUCGAGGAGGGUACUGUUCAGUGUUCUCUACUCGGAUAUCGGCAAGCAGUUCUACGCCCGAAACGGCUGGCAAUCAUUCCCGUCUUCGCAUGUGGCUCUACCGCCUUCGACAGAUACGAAGCAAGACCUGCCAUCUGUCAGCAGCCUGAAGUCCACAGAUCUGGCUGAGCUGUGCGCCAUCGACGAGAAACUCAUCCAUGCCCGGCUGUUAAAACCAAAUUCCAAGCGUUGCGAGGUUGCCCUUGUUCCAGACACCAGCGCGAUCCGGUGGCACCACGCGAGAGAGGAGUUUGUGAUCAAGGAGCUCUUCAACCGUGACCCUGACGUCAAGGGCGCGGUCACUGGCGAGGUGGGGUCGCGGGUGUGGUGCUACUGGACUCGUGUCUACACCAAUCCUCAGGAAGAAGCUCCCAACACGCUGCACAUUCUUCGACUUGUCGUUGAGGACGAGAGCUUCUCGGACUUUUCGCCUGCUGCUGCGGAGCAAGGUUCGAGUCACAAGGCCACGCGAACCGUGAAGGCGAUUGCGAGCUUAUUCGCUGCAGCACAACAAGAAGCUACAAAGUGGGAUAUGAAGGAGGUGCAGAUCUGGAACCCUACCUCCACCACGCUUGCUGCAGCGCAAAUGCUGGAGUCUACGGCGGUCGUUCAGCAUCGGGAGAACGAAUCCAUCGCCAGCUUGAGAUGGUAUGGCGAGGGUUCGUGGGAAGAUGUGGACUGGAUCUGCAAUGAGAAAUAUGGUUGGUGUUGA
Saxophila tyrrhenica is the source of this 1188-nucleotide messenger RNA. RefSeq lists its product as uncharacterized. The transcript has a single exon. The coding region runs from base 1 to 1188 and encodes 395 amino acids. NCBI's taxonomy places the organism in Eukaryota, Fungi, Ascomycota, Dothideomycetes, Mycosphaerellales, Extremaceae. The record is from RefSeq and is a predicted model, not a curated record.